AACAGCCUCAGGCCUCAGCUGAGAAGACGCGGCCUUCAGUAAACUAACAGUUCAAUCACCAACAUUUUUUAGAUCGGAGAUCAAAACACCAUGUGAUUGAGUCGCGUCGCGUCGCGUCCUGUCGCAUCCUACUCUGGCUCAGGUGCAAAAUAUUCGGAACCAGCGUGUCUCUUCGCUCCUUAACCAUAACGGAUCUUGCAUUUACAGAAGUUCCUUACGAGUCGUUUUUGCAACUAGUCCCCAGACAAGAACCUAGUGUCGACGAAAGAGGGAAGUUCUUAUCUUUCACCGACUUACCACAGGAUCUCUGGACAUGUAGUCGAGAUGAUCUGUGGCCACAUUUGAAAACCAUACAAUCGGCGCUUCUCAGUGAUCAGGUUGUAAUUCGAGAUACCGGCGAGUGGUAUUGAAGGGCUUCUUAGAACGCGUAUAGGCCCUAUGGCGUUUUAUACACUAGUCCCAACACCUCUAAUCAUGAUCUAACCUCGUCUGGGUAUUACAAUGAAGAUCUCAUGAAGGAUAUCGGCAUGGAGCGAAGGUUAUGGGCUGCGACAACCUCGUAGACCAACAUUCUGGCUUUCGUGGAUAUUACAGCUCACGGGACGCCGGCUUUUGCACCAUGGGAAACAACACAGACCCCUAUGGAGUUGCGUGAAUAUCAUCCUCGUAGUUUCGGUUCCGAUCUCCAUGGUUCCGGUGCUACCUCUGCUUCGCAAGCUAUCGAUACGGCAUUAGGACAACUUUCUGAAUGCUCCGGCAAGAUUCAACUGCACCAACACCAUCUACAUCUCUACAGUGUCUCGAUCUACCGGAACUCUGCUUGGCUCCUCUUCUGGGAUCGGACAAGUCUCGUCGUGUCUGAGGAGAUCGAUCUUCUGACAGAAGGCUGGAAGGUUCUCAACUUCUUCUCCCGCCUUAGCAAGAUGACCCCGGAACAGCCAGGUUUCGACCCUACCGUCUCUCUUGCAAGUCAGUCGGAAGUUGACGAAGUGGUCGCCUUCAUUCCAACUGUGAGAGUGGAUCAUAUUCCGGAAUUUCUCGAGGAAGCUAUACUGGACAAGACGAAACAACCACGCAUAGGGAAGAUCUACAAACUUCAGGUGAAGAACGGUGAUGGAAUCGAUCACUUCCUGAUCGGUUACCAUCAUGCUGAAGGCUUGUCGGCAACAGGGCGCCCCCCACGAGGAUAUGUUGCCUAUGAUUUGGGAGGAAAUAAGGCUGUUUUCCUUAAAGACAGUUGGCGUCAAGAUUUGAAAUCAGCAUAUCCCGAACAUGAAGUCUACAAGAAAGUCAAGGACAAGCAAGUGCGUUUCGUAGCAAACGCACUGUGCGGAGGGGACGUUGGGGACGGCGCGGAUCGCAUACAUUCUCAGCCGUCCUGUGCCCGCAUUCACUACCGUAUUGUUCUUCAGUCUUGCAGGAUGCACUCUUGGCUCAUCAAGAAGCCUGGGAAUUCGCUCGGGUCUUGCACCGCGAUAUCAGCGAUAAUAAUAUUCUCAUCAUCUUCAAAGUCAACAAGCACUGUGAAUUGGUCUCGGAAGGCAUGUUGUGUGACUGGGACUUAUGUAAGUAUAGCCACGAGUUGGGAUUGGGUGCUUACCGCUCGGGGACAUGGGUAUUCAUGUCGGCUCUGUUACUCUCGUAUCGAAAAAAUCCCCAUCUCCACGUUCUUACAUAGGAGAUUCUACGUUUCCACAGGACAGAUCUAACGCAAACAGACGUUGCUGAACAUUGGGCUGGUCAGUCAGGUGUAUUCAACGGUGCCGGAUGCCCUGGUGACUGCACCACCUUCGUGGACAAGAAUCCAAGCGCAUUCGUUAACGCUUUCUGGAAUAUUGCUGCUGUCCGCAUCUACACAUAACCAGCAAAGCCCGAUUUUUUCCGUUACUUCGUUUCCCAGAGAAUGUUCUGGUCACGUUGAUAUUAUGGAAAUACUUACUCCGUUGCCUGUCACAGCUUACGAAAACAACUGUGGAAAUAUUCUUGUUCGUCCAAUACUAUCGAGUUGGGGUAGACUGCCAUCGCUUCGUAGCUGAGGGACUUCACAUCUCAGUGAAUGCUAUUACAGCAUGCGACAUCGGAAGAUGUCUUCCGUUGCUCUGCGGCAACCUUUGUUCAAGGCGUGCUUUUGUCUGCCAACAUCAAAUCUCUCACCAUCAUUGGACCCUGCAAGUACUCACCAGGGUCGACCUGCUAUUCUGUGAUGGCUUGGAAAUUUCACUUUCGUAAACGUCGACCUGAUAAUCAUUUCCCUGCAUGCUUAUGUCUUGGUAGUAGGGACAUGUGUACUUAUCAUUGUGCCAUAGAUCGAAAGAAUUGAUGGCGACGCGUCUGGAC
Molecule: messenger RNA, 2337 nt
Organism: Somion occarium
Lineage: Eukaryota; Fungi; Basidiomycota; Agaricomycetes; Polyporales; Cerrenaceae
Source: the annotation of a GenBank genome assembly